CUGUCUCAGUUCUACCUAUUUGGCUUCUAUUACCUCUCCCUGCAUAUAAACAGAACACUUGCACCAGACCGGCCCUCCCUCGAGACAACCUCCAAAGCCUACCACAUCUCAAUCUGUUUGAUAUCUAAUUAGCACGUAACCAAGCCAUGGCUGAGAAUGAGGGGGGUCUCGUCAAGAAUGGCCAUGAGGAUGCGAUGAAGCUUGCUUUAUCCCUCCUCGAGGAGUUCGGCCUCCCCCUCGGCCUCCUCCCGCUUGCUGGCGUGAUCGAGGUUGGGUUCGUGAGGAGCACCGGCUACAUGUGGAUCGUCCAAACGAAGAAAGUGGAGCACAAUUUCAAGAUGAUCGAUAAGUUGGUGAGUUAUGACACUGAGAUCCAUGGUUACGUUGAGAAGAACCGCAUCAAGAAGCUCAAGGGGGUGAAGACCAGGGAGCUGCUCUUGUGGCCGCCGGUGAACGAUAUCACCGUCGAUGAACCGCCUACCGGGAAGAUCCACUUCAAGAGUCUGGCUGGGGUCACCAAAACCUUCCCCGUGGAGGCCUUUGCUGCCGGUCAGUAGGGGAGUUUUGGAGCUCGCUUAUUUGGCGUACAAACGGGCGAUUCGAGUAUGGUGCUCUCAAUGUUGCUUGGCUGGUUUGGUGUUGCCUUCGGCUCUCCGGGAGUUGAAAUGGGCUCUGGCUUCUUAUGUUAUGCUUCGGUAUGUUGUGAGCGCAUGGAACGUGAAUAAAAAAGAAGCCUAUUGAACUGCCAUGUUUUUCUGUCCUUAA
Messenger RNA from Elaeis guineensis (African oil palm), 765 nucleotides. RefSeq lists its product as uncharacterized. NCBI's taxonomy places the organism in Eukaryota, Viridiplantae, Streptophyta, Magnoliopsida, Arecales, Arecaceae. The record is from RefSeq and is a predicted model, not a curated record.